AUGCAAGAGCCUGCGCUGGAUCACUCUGAGGAUAAAGCGGAUGUGACUAGACCUAGUGAGGAACCUGUUACGUUAACGCAAGAAGAACUGGAUCACAUUGCAUACAUAGCAAAACUCGCAGAGCAGGAUCAGCUCUCGCUAAUGCCAGUGACUUCCACCGUCGAGAGCACCGAGGAUAAGAGCGCAAAAAUUUUCCAAGAAAUUACUGAGAGCAAGAACCCAGUGGAACAUCCUGCUGAAGCACCGACAGUGCCCGAACUUACCCAAGAAGAAUUAGACCACAUUGCUUACAUACAAAAGUUAGCAGAACAAUCAUCAUUUGAGACUAUAACGAUGCAAAGACCUAUGCCUGCUGCCAAAGAGGAUCUCCCAGACGUGAGCAGGCCGACAGAACAACCUGCCGAGCUAACGCAAGAAGAACUGGACCACAUCGCAUACAUACAGAGGUUGGCUGAAGAAUCGUUUGCUAUGGGAGCGUUCAAAGAUGCCACCAUGAUCAGACAAGCAGAAAUGCAAACACCUACGAGUUCUUCGCUAGACAACGAUGAUUUCGGAACUGCCACUAUGGAGACCAAAGUUGAUGAUAAGCACUUGCAUCUCCUAGAAGACCGAAUUGAGGACGACGUUAUGACAACUUCAGCACAGAAUCAACUCACUCAAGAGGAACUGGACCAUAUUGCUUACAUACAAAAGCUAGCUGAACAAUCCGCAUUCGAGACUGACACGACAACGCAGAUUUCUCGGUUAGAUCAGGAAACAAUGGACAGACCGACAGAACAGCCCAUCACUCUGACGCAAGAAGAAUUAGAUCACAUUGCAUAUAUCCAGAAAUUGGCUGAGGAAUCCUUUUCCGUAGGCCCAUCAAGAGCAGUCGUAUCUAGCCAAACGGAGCAGCAAAAACUCGAACAUUACAUGGAUGACGAAGGCUUGGUCAGGUCGGAGGAGGCGCAGACUAUUGGUGCGCGAGAAGACAGCGAUGUCGUCGUUGCUCCUUCUCAUAUGUUGAAGGAAUCACCGGAAGAUCACGAAGAACCAUUCACCGAGGAAAAGUCGGAAUCAACUUCGGGUGCAGAUCAGUCAUUGCCCUCUUAUGAUUCUCUAGAUGUGGAUGAUUACGACAUCAGCGUCGGGAGCAAAUUCGGCGAUGAAGAAGAACUUCAUCCCGUACAAGAACUUCCUGAGGAUGACGUCGGGCGCAAAUUCGGCGAUGCAGAAGAACUUCAUCCCGUACAAGAACUUCCUGAGGAUAAGUAUGUAGCAGCAUUACAAACAACGAUAGAUCAGACUACUGACGAAGAAGCUCGCAAUGCAGACUCACAAGGGCUUCCACAAGAACCACCCGAGGUUGAGAACGGCCAUGGAGGGUCCAAAGGAGUAUCCUCUUGA
Molecule: messenger RNA, 1386 nt
Organism: Cylicostephanus goldi
Lineage: Eukaryota; Metazoa; Nematoda; Chromadorea; Rhabditida; Strongylidae
Source: the annotation of a GenBank genome assembly